Messenger RNA from Dissoconium aciculare CBS 342.82, 641 nucleotides. RefSeq lists its product as uncharacterized. The transcript has a single exon. NCBI's taxonomy places the organism in Eukaryota, Fungi, Ascomycota, Dothideomycetes, Mycosphaerellales, Dissoconiaceae. The record is from RefSeq and is a predicted model, not a curated record. The coding region runs from base 117 to 524 and encodes 135 amino acids.
AUCCUCAGAGAGAAAAAGACGCGCAGGGCGUUUUCUGACCGCACACGCGAUCGAUCUCAUGCACUCUCUGCAGCAUCACCGACGCGGCUCAUACGCGCGAGGAGUGCGACUCCACGAUGUACGGUAUGUAUUGGUCGAGUGGUGAAAAUGGAUGGCAUGAUGAUGAUGGUGAUGGUGGUGGUGGUGGUGGUGGUGAUGCUUCCUGGCCCCCGCUGGUGCUGGAGAUUGAUGACCGCUUGAGGGGUCUGACGUCACCCUUACACGUAUACUGUAUACUAGGUAUUUCCGCUUUCGUCCACCAAACGAGCAUUGGCAGUGGGGAGACAUUGGCAUUAGGGAGAAUUGGCCGCCCGUCUUCGUGUAAUGCCACAGGGGUCCUGGGCAAAAAAGGGAGUGCCUUUCCGGGAGAAAAAGAGGCAUUGAUUGGAAGUGGAGAAUGCUCGCAAAGGCCGGAGCAGAUGAACCCCUCAAGAGGAUGCGUUGCUCCUACUGCUGCUGAGACUUUAUCCUGCCUGGACGGAUGAUGUUCGAUCUGGCCUGAGAAUGGCCAUCUCGUCUCUGGUGGGGCAUUCCAAUCCCAACGCCCGUGGAGUAGAAGAGUGGGAAGGUAUAUAUGUGCGGGCCAUCGUACAGGAGGGACG